AUGGAAAACAGUACAGUUACUAAAGAGUUUUCCUUAUUGGGAUUUUCCAAUAGUGAGAAGUACAACAUACUCCUUUUUGUUGUGUUUCUGUUUAUCUAUUGUGUUGGAAUGUUUUGGAAUCUAAUUAUAACCAUGUUAAUAUAUAUGGAUCCCCAUUUACAUACUCCCAUGUACUAUUUUAUCUGCAACUUGUCCUUUGUUGACAUCUCCUACACCACAGUCACCCUUCCAAAACUGAUGGCCAUUCUCAUGACUGGGGAUUACUCAAUAUCCUUCACACAAUGUUUCAUCCAAUUGUACUUUUUCGAAUUUCUGGGUGGCACUGAGACUUUACUGCUUUCUGCCAUGGCUUAUGAUCGCUACGUCGCUAUUUGUUUUCCUCUACAAUAUCAGCUUAUUAUGAAUAAAACAAAAUGUGUCUCCAUUUUUGUAGGCAUAUGGGCUUCUUCUUGUGGCAAUGCUAUUUGCAUGGCCUGUUUCAUGUCAACAUUAUCAUUUUGCCACUCCAAUAAAUUACAGCAGUACUUCUGUGAUAUCAAACCCAUUUCUGAACUCUCCUGCGCAGAUAUAAGAAUUUAUAUUGCAGUCUGUAUGGAAACAUUUAUUUUAGGGCUCUGUCCAUUUUUGCUCAUUUUAAUAUCCUAUAAGAAAAUAAUAUCCUGCAUAUUACAUAUUAAAUCAGUAGAAGGUAGGAAAAAAGCUUUCUUCACUUGUACUUCCCACCUCACUGUUGUAUUAAUUUUCUAUGGGACUGUUCUGUGGCUGUAUACACAGCCACCUUUAAAACCCUCGGAGGAAAUAGAUCAAGUGUUUUCGGUGCUGUACACAGCAGUGACUCCUAUGUUAAACCCGCUAAUAUACAGUCUAAGGAACAAAGAGAUUAGGAAUGCUUUAACAAGGCUUGUGAACCCAAAAUAA
Spea bombifrons (plains spadefoot toad) is the source of this 918-nucleotide messenger RNA. RefSeq names its product olfactory receptor 8H1-like. The record is from RefSeq and is a predicted model, not a curated record. Lineage: Eukaryota; Metazoa; Chordata; Amphibia; Anura; Pelobatidae. Gene Ontology annotation, cellular component: membrane. Gene Ontology annotation, molecular function: olfactory receptor activity; G protein-coupled receptor activity. Bases 1 to 918 code for a protein of 305 amino acids. Gene Ontology annotation, biological process: G protein-coupled receptor signaling pathway. The transcript has a single exon.